GCUAGGCCCAUGCGGACGAUUUGACUGAGCUUCAACUGUGGAUACAUAUAUCCUGCUAUUUCCCGGUUUCUUUGAAUUAACCCCCUCUUGUAUUCGGCCGUCGUCACGGGCUUGGAUAUCAAUGUCUUGGUUGAAGGCUAGAGACUGGGCAUCGGGCGUGGAAUACUCCAGCCUGUUUCACUCAGGUCUGCGAGCCAUCUCCCUGCGUCCCCUCUUAGGUACUCGCACCCGGGCUCAGUCUGCAGCCCCGACUCCGUCGCUAGAAAAAACCAAGCGGAGAUGCUCUCUGUCAUCUCGCCUGCUCAAGCGAGGUACCUCAACUAAGAGUCCUCCUACAUCUAAAGAAUCUAGUCCGCCCCCGUCUGACGCGGAAAAGGUAGUGCGUCCGCGGCCAUCGUCCAUGUUUGUGAGCUCCACCAAGGAGCUUCAGGAGCUCUGGGUAACAGGGGGCAGCUAUCUUGAUGGCACCGAUGAUCGCCCGAAAUUGAUCCAAGAUGGUCUACUCUCGCCUAUAAUCGACUCUGGAGAUCUGUUUUCCUCAUUGCCUCAGUCACGAUCGUUCUACGUGAAUCUGAGGGACCCAUCACCUCUUCCACCUAAAGAAGAAUCUUUCCUGUCUUUGUCAAAUGACUUGGACGCGCUCUAUCGACCGCCCCGUCGCGAGCGCCCGCUCUCUACCCAAACCAUGCCUCUGCCUUCUCGCAGAUUUUCGGGGCGCAACCGGCGCGAGCGCAGGGAACGUAUCGAUCCUGCUUGGAUGCUGGAGGAAUCAAGUCCAGAGUUGGAGGCGCAGGACGAUGGAGAGAAUGCUGAUGUCACAGAAAUAAACCUUGAUAGCGUGUCGGAUUGGCGCCAGUUUCACGUUGAUUGGCUCCAGAACGAGCCUGCUGUGCAGUUGACUACCCCGAUCUAAUUGUUGCGUGGUUAUGAUUCUGCUAUACUGUAUGUGAUUCACCCUUGUAUUCUUACCACAUGUAUCGCCUAUAUUACCUGUUCAUACACACCGCUCUGUGUCUUCUUAACUUGUGAGAUUUAGUAGUUAAUUUAAUCC
Molecule: messenger RNA, 1051 nt
Organism: Suillus paluster
Lineage: Eukaryota; Fungi; Basidiomycota; Agaricomycetes; Boletales; Suillaceae
Exons: 2
Coding region: 122-913 (263 amino acids)
Source: RefSeq, a predicted model, not a curated record